Mycena citricolor is the source of this 826-nucleotide messenger RNA. Lineage: Eukaryota; Fungi; Basidiomycota; Agaricomycetes; Agaricales; Mycenaceae. The record is from the annotation of a GenBank genome assembly.
UCGCGAUAUGCUUCCCCACUCUCGGAGAGCCUCUGUCCUCCAGUCCCAAUUCAUCUCGCGUUACAGAACGAUUCUUAGCGCAGAACCUAUCGAAAACCCAGAGUUCUACGCAGACCUGCUCACUUUCACGGUUGAUCGCGAGUUCUUGACGCAUGAACUGAGGAACAUUCCGAUGGAGGCUCUCCUUGGGCCGCUCAAGUAGCCCACGUUCAAUGCAUUGUUCCGUGCCUGCUUGCGCCAUGCCAGCGCGGCAGCACCUAGCGACGACUCGAAGAAGCACGCGUUGGAGACGCUGUCUAUCCUUUGUCGGUCUCUUUUCGCGAAGAAUCCGACGGGGUAUGAGGUUAUGGAGGUUAUGGCCGGAGGCGUCAAGGGCGACGCGGUGUUUACGGAAUUCACAACGAUUGUCCACGAGUCGCUCUCGAAUGAGGAUAUACCUGUCGAAUUCCGACACCAGGUGCUCCAGCUGACUUUGACUUUCAUGUGUGGGAUUGGGCAGCUAAGUCCUGGCGCUUACUUCUUGAGGCUCGACUUGUUUCCUUCCAUUGCCUCUUUCAUCAAGUCUCCGGAAACUGAGAUGUACACAUUUGAAGCUGUUCUCUUACUGACCCUUCUGGCCAAUUUCCACAAAAGCAAGUCCAACCCGUAUCUCCAACGGAUACAUGAGACGGACGACCAGGACUUGAUGCGCAAAAUCUGCUGGGCUUCCAACUUUGCCUUGGAUGCUGUCAUCAAAACAUACCAGGAAAUCUCUGACGACGAUCCGGCACAAACGUUCACUGCCGCUUUGGGAUCGAUGAUGUCUAUGCUGCGACCCGAUCGUGCC